Messenger RNA from Entamoeba invadens IP1, 4575 nucleotides. Its product is annotated as protein serine/threonine kinase, putative. The record is from RefSeq and is a predicted model, not a curated record. Bases 1 to 4575 code for a protein of 1524 amino acids. NCBI's taxonomy places the organism in Eukaryota, Evosea, Mastigamoebida, Endamoebidae. Gene Ontology annotation, biological process: protein phosphorylation. Gene Ontology annotation, molecular function: protein kinase activity; ATP binding. The transcript is spliced from 2 exons.
AUGACUCUCCAAAUUCUCAAUGUGUCUUUGCUCUUGUUUUUUACGAGAUGUUUGAGUUUGAAAUGGUGCGGCAACGGAAGUCAAGUGGAGUGUGUUGACGAUAACUACUUUUGUGAUGAUCUUUCAUACAACAAUUAUUUUUUUUUCAAAACCCACAAUAAAAAAUACAAAACAAUUUAUUGCAAUAAAGAUGCAGUUUUAUAUGUAGAAAUUACAACAAAAAUUUUUACUUAUUUGAUAUUUUCAAACCAACAAUCUACUUUCGAUUUUCCGUUAACAACACAACAAACUAAAGGUCUCGUGAAAUCUGCUUGUAACGUAGCCAAUUGCUUCACUUGUAUUUCAUGGAACGAUUAUUUCUGCCUAAAUUGUAAUAUUAAUUUUUAUAUGAUUAUUGGUGUUUGUUAUUCAUGUGAAGGAUGCAAUAACACAGAUUGUGGAACUUCCACAACAACAAAUAUAAUGUGUACAGAUUGCAUAGAUGGAUAUGUUUAUAGUAAUCCCAAUUGUUUAAAAUGCAACGAUAAAUGUAAAACAUGCAAUCCCAGCAACACAAAUUACUGCACUUCGUGUUAUUAUGGUCAAAGUGUAACAAACAACAAUUGUACAUAUUGUAUUGGAUGUGCAAAUCAUUGCAUUAAUGGGUUUAAAUGCGCAUCAUGUGAUGGUAAUCAAUAUAUUGAUUCAGAUGGGUUCUGUACAAAGAAUUGUGAUGUGUCUUGUAAUGGCUGUACUGGUAGUGGAGCAAACAAUUGUGUAAACUGUGCAGAUAAUUACUACAAAUUAAAUAAUAUUUGUGUGAAGUGUGGAUCUCCGGAUGUGUGUACGACUUGUUCAAGUUCUGUGUGUACAAGUUGUCAGAGUGGAUAUUACCUAUCAAAUGGCAUAUGUAAUUAUUGUGGAAAUCAUUGUGUAAAUAGUACAUGUCAAGUUAAUACUGGGUGUAGACAGUGUAUAAGUGAUUCGUUCUAUUUAGACGGUAAUAGAAACUGUCAACGUUGCAUUUCGCCGUGUUUGACUUGUUCAAAUUCAACUGUUUGCAAUACUUGUAUUUCUGAUUACUAUUAUCUCAAUUCAAACAACGAAUGCAUACAAUGUGUAAGCCCGUGUUUGCAAUGUUCUUCACAAACCAAUUGUAUAAGUUGUAUUAGCGCGUAUUAUUGGCUUGACACAUCAACAAAUAAAUGCAAACAUUGUUCAUCGCCAUGUGACACGUGCACUGGACCAAGUAAUGGUACUUGUAUUACAUGUGUUGAUCAUCAUUAUUUUGAUGCAACACAGAAGACUUGCACAUAUUGCGGAGAUGGUUGUAUUGCGGGUUGUGAUUAUACGACAAAAUGCACAAAAUGUCAAUUGGGGACUUAUUUAGAUGGUGGUAUAUGCUACAAUUGUAGCACAAUCAAAAACUGUAACACGUGUGAAACUGGUAGAAAAUAUUGUACCAGGUGUGAACCCGGAUUUGAAUUGUUCAAUGGGACUUGUCUGUGCCACAGUGGAACAUAUCAAAACUCAACAGAAGGAACGUGUCAAAUGUGUUACUUGGGACAACAAAAUUGCCACUUGUGUUCAACUACAAAUGAUUAUAAAGCUCAUUGCACUGAUUGUUAUCCAUCUUUCAACUUGGAAACAAGUCAAGGAACGUGUUUAAAAUGUUUACCAUAUACAUAUUACGAUAAUAACUCAAAAAAUUGUCAACCCAAUGAUAUCAAUUGUGUCAAAAAUGCAAAACAAAAUGUUUGUGUUGCAUGCAACAAUAAUACAAGUUUUUUGAAAGACGACAAAUGUGUUGCAAUCACCAACAACUGUACAACCAACACACUUUCGAAUUGUGAAGUAUGCGAUUUUGGCAUUUCAAUUGGUACUUCAUGUUUUUUACAAAACGAGUAUUGCAAAUACAACAUACAACUCAAUGAAAAACAAGAGAGGUGUUUACAAUGUGAAGAUAGCAACAUUCUCAACACAUACAACACUUGUACUUUAAAUGAAAACAAUAUUAAUAAGAUAAUACGAAACAAUUUCACAUUUAUAUGUGAAAAUGGAUAUUUCAAGAAUCAAACGAAUAGCUGUGAAAGCUGUUCGACACACAACGCUGAAAUCUGUUCUUCAAAUUUGACAGAUAAUUUCAGUGUGUUUUCGUGUCAAGGUGGAUAUGUGAUAAACAUUGAAAACGACACGUGUACAAGUGACACCAAUUGUAACACAAUCAAUGGAAGUGACUGCACCACCUGUGACAAAUCCAAGACUUUCAAACGAACAAAGAACAGAUUGAAUUGCCACAAGACAAAUGGGUACACCUGCAUCCAAUGCAACGAAAAAUACACACGAAACAACCAAGACGACCUCUGUGUAACAUCAGAACAAUUUGUGAGAUAUUCAAUGCACACAGUUGUCAACAGUACUCAAAGUACUGUUUUUGAGUGUGAAACAACACAUUUUUUGAGUGAUGGAAAUUGUGAAAGUGUUAUUGGUACAAACAUAAACGACCAACCAAUUCAAAAUUACAAACAAGAUGUGGAUAAUACCAAAUAUUUGAGGAAAGAAAUUGAUAACAACACAAAUUGCAGUUAUCAAAACGAGAAAGGGUGUCUUUCAUGCAACGAUGGAUAUUACUUAGAAAACAACAAAUGUGUUAAAUGCGCCAACAACUGCACGACUUGUUUUAAUUCAACACUUUGUCUAACAUGCAACGAAUCAAAUAAUUGGUUACUCAAUAACAAGGGCGAGUGCAUUGAAACCAUUUUAACAAUCAGUUGCCAACAACCAAUGGGCAAUGGUGUUGGUUGUGCAAUAUGUAAAAAUGGGUAUUACUAUGAGCAAAAGUUUUGUUAUGAAUGUGAUAAAUCGUGUGCAAUUUGUAAAAACUCGAUUUCAUGUUCGUUGUGUGCAGACACAUAUUUUUACUAUAAAAAAGACAGUGACUUGUGUAUCACCUAUGACAAGUUAAUUGGGUGCAAAAACAAGACGUCACAUGGCUGUGAUGUGUGUCAAAUGGGGUAUUAUAUGACAGAUCCGUAUUGUUCCAAAUGUGCAGAGAACUGUCUUUCAUGCACUUCACUGAAAAUGUGUGAUAUGUGUAAUAUCACUGAUUACGUCUUGAAAGAUGGAAUUUGCUUGUAUUACACUGAAAUUGAAUUUUGCACUUCUGCUCACAAUGGAUACUGCACAUCAUGUAAAGGAAUGAGAAAACCGUCAGAUGAUGGAUUGUCAUGUGUGGAAGACAAAUUGAUCACAUUGAAACGAAUUGGUAUACCAAUCAUAGUCGUUGCAAUUGUAAUUAUCAUCAUAUCAACAACAACGACUUACAUUCUCUUUAAUGUGUAUAACAACAACAAAAAUAAAAAGAAGACCAAAAAUGUGUGUGUUUUUCAAAUGAAAAAAUCAAACAUCAAAUUUGUCAAAAUAUCGAAAGAAAUAUCAACAAACAAAACAGAACUGAUUUUUGAAAGUAGUAAUGAGGGUGGAAAGAUACCGGUAAAUGAAUUUAGUCGUGAGUUGUUGUGUCUUGGCAACAACACAACACAUCAUAUAAAAAUGCAGUUGAAAAUGAAAGAAGGGAAUGAUGUUUAUGAAAUCCAAGCCAAUCCCCCUCUUGUGACAUUGAAAUCAAAUUAUGCUUGCGAAUUUGAAAUUUCUAUAAAGCCAAAUUUCACAUCAAAUAUUGAAGACAAAAUAGUGUGUGUGACUUUAAACAUCACUAAAGGGACAGAAGAUGUCAUUGAAAUACCAAUCAGAGCAACAACUGUCAUGUCAUAUCGUCUUGAUUAUCACGAAUUGAUAGAAGAUAAGAAAAUUGGUGAAGGCUCUUUUGGAAUAGUUUACAAAGGCACUUUUAGAGGAAAUGUUGUUUGUAUCAAAAAGAUGAAAGAACUGUUAAUAAACCAAGAAUCACAAGAAAAUGAAUUUGAGAAGGAAGUUGAUAUGUUGGCUAAAUUUAGAAGUGAUUACAUCGUCCACUUCUAUGGAGCAGUCUUCGUGCCAAAUAAAGUGUGUAUGGUCACCGAAUUUGCACAAUUUGGCAGUUUACAAGACUUGAUGAAACACAAAAAAAGUGAUGAAAUUAACAUGAAACUUCGAGUUAAAAUGAUACUUGAUGCAUCAAAAGGAAUUCAAUAUUUACACGACAAUGGGAUACUCCACAGAGACAUCAAACCAGACAACAUUUUAGUGUUUUUACUUAAUAUUAAUGAUAAAGUAAAUGCAAAAUUGACUGACUUUGGUUCAUCAAGAAAUGUCAAUUUAUUGAUGACAAAUAUGACAUUCACAAAAGGUAUUGGUACACCAGUGUAUAUGGCGCCUGAAGUGUUGAAAAAAGAGAAGUACAAAAUGUCAUCAGAUAUAUAUUCGUUUGGAGUCACCAUGUUCGAAGUGUUUGGGUGGGAAGAACCCUACGAUAAAAUGGAAUUCAAAUUUCCUUGGAAAAUCGCUGAAUUUGUUAUAUCUGGAAAACGACUUCCAAAGGAAGAGUCAAUAACACAAGACGAAUAUGUUUUGAUAUCACAGUGUUGGGAUAGUGAUAUAAAAAUACGGCCAUCAAUCAAUGAUGUUGUUGAAAAACUGGAGACAUUAAAUUCAUAA